This is a messenger RNA of Nestor notabilis (Kea), 699 nucleotides long. RefSeq names its product ribosomal L24 domain containing 1 (gene RSL24D1). The record is from RefSeq and is a predicted model, not a curated record. The transcript is spliced from 5 exons. Gene Ontology annotation, cellular component: nucleolus. Bases 65 to 412 code for a protein of 115 amino acids. Lineage: Eukaryota; Metazoa; Chordata; Aves; Psittaciformes; Psittacidae. Gene Ontology annotation, biological process: ribosomal large subunit biogenesis.
GAUAUUUAGAUUCUGCAAAUCAAAAUGCCACAGAAACUUUAAAAAGAAGCGAAAUCCCAGAAAGAUGAGAUGGACCAAAGCAUUCCGGAAAGCAGCUGGCAAAGAAUUGACAGUGGAUAAUUCAUUUGAGUUUGAAAAACGUAGAAAUGAACCAGUGAAAUACCAGAGAGAGUUAUGGAACAAGACUGUUGAUGCAAUGAAGAGAGUGGAGGAAAUAAAGCAAAAACGCCAAGCUAGAUUUAUUAUGAACAGAUUAAAGAAGAGCAAAGAGUUGCAGAAGGCAGAAGACAUCAAAGAAGUCAAACAGAAUAUCCACCUUCUUCGUGCUCCACAUGCAGGCACACCAAAACAGCUGGAGGACAAAAUGGUGCAGAAGCUACAAGAGGAUGUGGCUAUGGAAGAAGACUCUUAAAAUACUUUUAUUUUCUAUUUAUAUCUCUACAGCAGUUAACAGUUCCUUAUUGCCUCUCCUGAUAUCAUUCAGAACUGUCCUUCUAGUUGAAGAAAAAUACAUUUUAAUGAAGAGUGGUCAUUUACACUUUGGUUUUUGGUUUUAUAAAAAAAUACACGGGUGCUGUUUUGGGCAGUGCUUAUAAUACUGUAAUUUGAAAACACCUUGUCAGCAGGAUGGAGAAUAAGGCAUAUUGUUUGAGAUACUAUGUGCUCCUUGGAAAGUUACCCUUUCUGGGUAACUUUUCC